AUGGAAUCUAUCACCCCCCAGGCCCUCGAAUCCCUCGACCAGAACUCGCGACAGGAGAUCGUGCAGUUCAUGGAGGCCGAGCGAUCCAAGGCCAAGAUCCAGGAGACCGUCCACACCUUCACCAACCUGUGCUGGAACAAGUGUAUCAAGAAGGUCAACUCUGCCCAGCUUGAUGGUUCCGAGCAGCAGUGCUUCACCGAUUGUGUCGGCCGAUACCUCGACACCAACAUUGACAUUGUCAAAAUGUGA
Molecule: messenger RNA, 249 nt
Organism: Yarrowia lipolytica CLIB122
Lineage: Eukaryota; Fungi; Ascomycota; Dipodascomycetes; Dipodascales
Source: RefSeq, a predicted model, not a curated record